AUGGAAUCUCACCUGGGAAAUGGAGUAGGCAGUUCGAGAUCUGCCAAAGCUUUAAAGAACACUUCUACUUCAGUUGAUUGGUUGAACAGAGAUAUGCAUGAGAUGAGGAUAAGGGACAAGACUGAGGCUGAUGAGGAGAGAGACAGUGAACCAGAUAUCAUCGAUGGGGCUGGUGCAGAACCUGGCCAUGUAAUCAAAACCACACUCCGUGGACGAAAUGGUCAAUCAAGACAGACAGUCAGUUACAUAGCAGAACAUGUAGUGGGAACAGGUUCCUUUGGAAUGGUCUUCCAAGCUAAAUGCAGAGAAACUGGGGAGGUUGUUGCCAUCAAGAAGGUUCUACAAGACAAACGCUACAAGAACAGAGAAUUACAAAUUAUGCAGAUGCUGGAUCAUCCGAAUGUUGUUGCGUUAAAGCAUAGCUUCUAUUCAAGAACAGAAAACGAAGAGGUUUAUCUGAAUCUUGUCCUUGAAUUUGUUCCUGAGACUGUCAAUCGUACUGCCAGAAGCUACACUAGAAUUAACCAGCUGAUGCCAUUGAUAUAUGUCAAACUCUACACUUAUCAGAUUUGCAGGGCGCUUGCUUACCUUCAUAAUUGCUGCGGUCUUUGUCACCGUGAUAUUAAGCCCCAAAACCUGCUAGUGAAUCCACACACACAUCAGCUAAAAAUUUGUGAUUUUGGGAGUGCAAAAGUGUUGGUGAAAGGAGAACCCAAUAUUUCUUACAUUUGUUCAAGAUAUUAUCGUGCCCCAGAGCUCAUAUUUGGAGCCACUGAGUACACAACUGCAAUAGACAUAUGGUCCACAGGUUGUGUAAUGGCUGAACUGCUUCUUGGACAGCCUCUGUUUCCUGGAGAAAGUGGAGUUGAUCAGCUUGUUGAAAUCAUUAAGGUUUUGGGUACACCAACAAGGGAGGAAAUCAAGUGCAUGAAUCCAAACUACACAGAAUUUAAAUUUCCCCAGAUAAAACCUCAUCCUUGGCACAAGGUAUUCCAAAAACGUUUGCCUCCUGAAGCAGUAGAUCUUGUUUGUAGAUUCUUCCAGUACUCUCCUAAUUUGAGAUGCACAGCGGUGGAAGCUUGUAUCCACCCGUUCUUUGAUGAGCUAAGAGAUCCAAACACUCGUCUGCCAAAUGGUCGGCCACUUCCUCCACUUUUCAAUUUUAAACCGCAAGAACUCUCUGGCAUCCCUCCUGAAACCAUGGACCGGCUUGUCCCAGAACAUGCUCGUAAGCAGAACCACUUCAUGGCAUUGAACUCAUAA
This is a messenger RNA of Arabis nemorensis, 1263 nucleotides long. The record is from the annotation of a GenBank genome assembly. Lineage: Eukaryota; Viridiplantae; Streptophyta; Magnoliopsida; Brassicales; Brassicaceae.